AUGGAUUUGCAAAUAAUACAUACAGCAGAUGGCCGCGCUGGCUUGGCUGCACAAGAACACACAUGGCAGGAUGUCUCUCAAUCCUACCUCCCAGAGGAAAACACUUCCAGCAUCCCUAUUCUUGACCCACACAACUUUAGCAACCUGGAUUUCGAUGAAAGGCCCUCCAGCCAACCUUCGCAUGUGAGUCCAUCUAUGCUUGAGGCUCCGGUACCAACGAAGACUAAAUUCUUCCCACUCUCCUCUACACCCUACUGGUCACUUAUUGAGUUCCCCGUAAGGGAGGCUAUUCUAAAAGUGCUAUCCGAUAGCCUUGGAUCAUUCCAAGAGGCUUGCCUUACGCUUGAACUAUUUAGCGAUGAAGUUAGAGAAUUCCUCGGGAAACGAAAUAACUUGGAGCCCGCAUCUCGUACGCUGGAUGAAGAAUCGGUUGCUUAUGGAUGCAAAUACCUCCGCUCCAGAGGGCUCGAGAAGUAUUCAGAACCCCUUAAGGAAUAUGCAAGACAUAUCAAUAACUGGCCGCUGGAUAUCGAUUUUAGUGACCUGAAACUCGAGCUUCUCCCGGAAUCGUUGGAAUACGAAGAACGAAUUGUCGAGUUCUUGCCUUAUCAAGAUCAGGAUUUACAAGCCAGAGAAUUUCAGGACCUAACCGCCAAGCGCGUCUUAUCCCUCUCGACGGAAUCGAUUGCUAUUUCUGUCAAUAUUAUGAAAGCAGCCUUCUCUAGUACUAAGUUCUUUUCAACAGUCAAAUCCUUUCGAUUGCCUGCUGGGGUUGUCGUAGUCAGUCCCGAGGGCAUAAAGAAACUCCUCGAAGGCGGCAAGUAUACUAUACUCAACCCACCUAUUCCAGCAUUCUCUGAGUCACACCACUUCACCAUAUGCGACAAUGCUGCUAAGUAUCCAACAUCUUUGACAGCUGACUUCCCUAAUAGCCAGAAUCCAACGCAUCAUAGCCACGAGGGAGUACGCCAACCUUCAAAGCCUUACUCGACGGUUAGUUCUGAUUCUCGACUAUGCACCCACCCAAAGACAAGCUUCUUCGAUGAUAUGAUCUCGCACCGUACUCGGGUAAUAGAAAGAGCGCUAGAGGACAAUCUCAUUCUGCGCGGCUCCCUAGUAAACAAUACCAGUUCCACUUCCUUACGCCCUAAGCUACUACUACAGCCUCGGAAGGAUGCCGAACGCCUUUUACCUGGAACUGGAGAUGAGGAGGCAAGAGAAUUGUAUCAGAAGGGACAUAGGGCACUUCUACACUUCUAUCUACCACCAGGUUACUUAGUUAUAUCCCCAGGCGGUGACAAGAUGAACUUCGAUACACCUCACAUAGGAGAGAGCAAUGGAGAGAUCUCUCCCGGUCUUGGUGGGGAGUAUAUAUUUGUACCACCCGAACACGCUGUCCAUGCUGAUAACUACAGAAGGGUAAAUCUAGCGAAAAACGAGAUAGCCUGGAUUAAUUUCAAAGAGUCCGUGGUUGUAUUCCGCGAUAGAAGAAUGCUCCCCGGAAUAGUCGGAACGGGUCUCCAUCGAUUGUCAAUACGGGACGGCAGGUUAAGGAUAACCUGCGAGGAUGGAGAGUAUGACCUAACCAAGGCCCUGAGGAAUCCCGAUCCCCAUCCCUUAUUUACAACCAAAUCCAUCCCGAUCCACACCGUUGAGACCGCAUCGAAUCAAGCCGCAGCGAACCCUCAUACUUACAAUGAUGCUACUCAAUACCUUGCCCAGAAUGAUGUAGAGGCCGAGGAGGAGAAUGAUGAGAAUAAUUCAUAUGGCCCUUCAAAUACCACUAUGCCAGAACUAAUAGGGGUAGUACAGGAUCGAAAGCGAAAGCCAUCCCAUGACGUGAUCGAGGAGUUACCGCAGAAGGUACCGAAUACCGGACUCGGAAUUCAUCCACUAGCCCAGUCAGAGGUUCUAGAGACUCAGGAAAAGAGAAACUCGCACAUCGUUGAAUCUAAGCCCCUAAUCGAGCCUCAGCGUCAAGCCCAGCCUCAGCUUCAACCCCUGCCUGAACCUAAAUUCAGGCAUGAAAAUAAGGCUCAGCUGAAGGCCCGAUUGAAGGCCCAACCGAUGGCUAAGAAACAACCUAGAUUCUCUGGGGUUACCGCAGAGAACGCUGCGAGUCUAGCGAGGAGCGUAGCGUUGCAGAAAUCUAACACCGUGCCUCCUCCAGAUGCUACAGCUCAAGAAGAGGUGCUUACGCAGCCUCAUAACGAAGAACAGACUCAACCUGAAGUUCAGAAGAAACGCCCAAUACGUAUUGUUUUGACCAACAAGAAGGCCGCCACGCCCGCUGCCGCUAAGGAGCAGUCUAGCACAACACCAAGAUCAAGUACCAAUACUCGACGAAAGUCAGCCGGAAAUUCCCAGGCUCAAAUUCCAGCUCAAGCUCAAGCUCAGAUACAGUACCCAGCUAAAUCCCAAGCCGGACGACGACCACGAGGACGCCCUUCCAAGAAAAACCAGAAAGUUGCCGCCUCAAACAAACCCCACGACGAACAGUCUACUGCAGGCCCUAGCCUGUCUGUUGCUGAUAGAACCUCCUCGCUUGCCGCUCCCCAGGCUCGACCCCAGACCGAAACUCCGCCUUCGCGAAAGAACGCCCAGAGACGUACCUCUAUACCUACCCGACGAUCGUCGCGCCUCAGCGGAGGCCAAGAGAAUCUCGACACGCAGCCCGAGAAAUGAACGCGUGGAAAACUGCAUCGACGGCAAUGAGAAUGGAGUGGUUGGUUAAGGUUGGAGGGUCGGAAUUGCAAUAUUUGCAUUUGGAACGCGUUGUCGUCUGCGGUUGGGGAUGUAAUGUAAUUUGUUUUGUAAUAAUUGCUACAUGUAGGAAAAUUCGCGAUGGCCCCGAAGUGCAAUUCGUUUGCUGAUUCUACGAAGGGGGAGUCUGCCAUAUAUUGGUAGGUAGCUCCCCUUGAUUACCUAGGUACCUAGUGUUAGGAAACUCCGUAGAUUUAAUCCACGAAUGCUUUCCACUGCCUGGCAUUGGUACCUAACCACCUAUUACCUUCUUCGUAGUAACGCGCCGUAUUCUUUUGAGAGUUGAAAUGCCUCUGGAUAGUAAGGUAUGAUAAAGGUGAUGUAGUUGUAUUGAUGGUCGAAGAAGGGUAAACCGAAUAAUGG
Daldinia vernicosa is the source of this 3126-nucleotide messenger RNA. RefSeq lists its product as uncharacterized. The coding region runs from base 1 to 2685 and encodes 894 amino acids. NCBI's taxonomy places the organism in Eukaryota, Fungi, Ascomycota, Sordariomycetes, Xylariales, Hypoxylaceae. The transcript has a single exon. The record is from RefSeq and is a predicted model, not a curated record.